Ogataea angusta is the source of this 1506-nucleotide messenger RNA. RefSeq lists its product as uncharacterized. Bases 1 to 1506 code for a protein of 501 amino acids. NCBI's taxonomy places the organism in Eukaryota, Fungi, Ascomycota, Pichiomycetes, Pichiales, Pichiaceae. The record is from RefSeq and is a predicted model, not a curated record. The transcript is spliced from 2 exons.
AUGAGCGACAGCGACGACGAUUUGUUGGCGCUUGCCGGAAUCGGCUCGGAAGGCGACGAGAGCGACUACGAGCCAGAAAUCCAGACCACUAAGCGCGCGGGCGGUCUCAAGCGCAAGAUCGACGAGUCGGAGGGCGAGCAGGACAACGACGACGACGACGACGAGUAUGGCGAGCAGGACCCGUACCCGCUGGAGGGCAAGUACAAGGACGACGCCGACAAGGCGCAGCUGCUGGCGAUGGACGAGGUGACCAGGGAACAGAUCAUCUACGACCGUGAGCAGGAGCGCGAGAAGUACAGGGAGAAACGGUUCUUGGCCCUGAGGGCGCGGCAGAGCAAGGCGGAGAGCAGUGCGAUCAAGGCGUCGCGGACGACGGGCAAGUCGCUGCGGACGAGCAAGCUGUCUGAGCUGAAAAAGCAGAGAGAAAGGAAGAACAGGAAGGAGAGCAGAGCGUACGACUCUGACGAGGAGGACAUGGACGCCAACGAGCUGGCAGACGAGCAGGAGGGCUCUGAGGACGAGGACGCGUACGAGGAGGACUACGAGAUCGACGACACAGACACGCGUCGCAAAAAGGACACCACCAGCGACUACGACGACAAGCUUUACCAGGACGCGACGUUGAAGGACCUGAACGCCAAGGUGCGCGCUAGUCGGACCAUUUUGUCGCGGUUCAUGUUCCGCGACGAGUUCGACGAGGUCAUCCGCAACACGUAUGUGCGUGAAACGCGGCGGAAAGCCGUACCGGUUGCUGAACAAGCCGUGCGACGUGUACCUGCUGGUGUCGCAGGGCGAGUCGAAGAAGCUGAUCGACAUGGCGUGCAUCUCGGACUCGCCGUUCAGCCCGUCGGAGUUCGAGGCGUACCGGAGACGGCUGGACGAGUCGGGGCUGGAGCUGCCGUCUGUGGGCCAGGUGGACGCGAAGUUCCGCGAGCUGCGGGACAUGUCGACGAGAAAGCUGACGGACGAGGACAUCAACAAGAUGGUGGCAAGAAAGGAGGCCAUCUCUGUGGCGGCGAUGGACUCGGGCAACAGGGUCAAGCGGCUGGCCCGGCUGCGGGAGGAGCUGCAGGUGGCUGUGGAGCAGCAGGACGAGGCGCGUGUCGAGACGCUGACGAAGCAGAUCGACGAGCUGGGCAAGUACGUGCACGCGGGCCACAGCGAGCUGAGCAGAAUGGACCAGAUCAACCUACGCAACAAGAAGAGCAACGAGACGGCCAUUCGCCGGGCCGAGAAGCUGAACGUGGAGCACCGCCAGAAACAGAUACUCAACAACAACUUCAACGACCCGUUUUCGCGGCUCCGCACCAACCCCAAGAUCUUCUACUCGUCGGCCCAGUCUGCGCAGAAGGAGAUGGCCGGCGAGGAGCAGCGUGUGCCGGAGCACGCCGAGCACCGCGAGGAGUCGCCGCUCAAGUGCAAGUUUGUGAGAGACGGCGUCGACGCGGUCAUCGGGACGAUCGACUUCGACGUCCAGCUGCAGCUGUAGCGGUGUAUAAAUAUUAG